GCAGGAGGAGGCUGGUUGAUAGCAGCUACAGUUAGAGGCGAACUGUCGCUGUUCAGGGACGACUAGUGACCGAAACUUCACUGCCAAGAUGUCAGACGACGAGCAAGAGCAGACCAUAGCCGAGGACCUGGUCGUCACCAAGUACAAGAUGGGUGGUGACAUCGCCAACCAGGCUCUUCGUCUGGUCGUGGAAACAGCCAAGCCCGGGGUGUCGGUGCUCAGCCUCUGUGAGAAGGGGGAUGCCUACAUCAUGGCUGAGACUGGAAAGGUCUUCAAGAAGGAAAAGGAAAUGAAGAAAGGCAUUGCCUUCCCCACCAGCGUCUCAGUCAAUAACUGUGUUUGCCACUUCUCUCCCCUGAAGAGUGACCCCGACAUCACACUUAAAGAUGGGGAUCUGGUCAAAAUAGAUCUAGGCGUUCAUGUUGACGGCUUCAUUGCUAAUGUUGCUCACAGCUUUGUGGUGGGAGCCAGUAAGGAGAACCCCGUCACAGGUCGGAAAGCCGAUGUAAUCAAAGCGGCCCAUCUGUGUGCAGAAGCAGCUCUUCGACUUGUUAAACCUGGCAACCAGAACGCUCAAGUGACAGAGGCCUGGAACAAGAUUGCACAGUCGUUCAAAUGCACACCAAUCGAGGGCAUGCUGUCUCACCAGCUAAAGCAACAUGUCAUAGAUGGAGAGAAGACCAUCAUUCAGAACCCAUCAGACCAGCAAAGGAAGGACCAUGAGAAGGCAGAGUUUGAGGUACAUGAGGUCUAUGCUGUGGAUGUCUUGAUUAGCACAGGAGAAGGAAAGGCUAGAGACGGAGGUCUGAGGACCACCAUUUAUAAGAGGGACCCCAGUAAGCAGUACGGCUUGAAGAUGAAAACUUCCCGUACGUUUUUCAGCGAAGUGGAACGCCGCUUUGAUGCCAUGCCCUUUACUCUGAGGGCAUUCGAGGACGAGGCCAAGGCCCGUCUGGGUGUGGUGGAGUGUGCCAAACAUGAAUUGCUACAGCCCUUCAGUGUGCUACAUGAGAAAGAGGGAGAGUGUGUAGCUCAGUUUAAGUUCACAGUGCUGCUGAUGGCCAAUGGGCCUCACAGAAUCACUAACGGACCUUUCGAUCCAGAGCUCUACAAGUCAGAGCAUGAGGUUCAGGAUGCAGAGCUAAAGACUUUACUACUGAGCUCUGCAAGCCGUAAAACACAGAAGAAAAAGAAAAAGAAGGCCUCAAAGACAGCAGAAAAUGCAGCUGGACAGCCGACUGAGGACACAGAAGCCGUAGAAUAAAUAAAUACUGCCUUUCUACACAUGCAAGACCCCAAAGAGAAGAAGAGAACAAGACAAAUUGCCCCAAACUCUGUCUAUUAUACACUUAAUAGAGUUGAUUUCACCGAUUAAAUUGAAGAAUUCACAAGAACUUUGGAAUCAGUUGAAUAUUUAAAGAUCCUGCAUGGAUUCUUAACCCUUUACUACAUUCAUUGAAAGUACCAUGGAAAGAGUGUUGCGCUUUCUUCCCUAACUUGAGGAGGAAAUCUACAAUAUUUCCAAAUAGAUUUGUCUUUGAAAAGGCUUGUUGCUAAUUGUGUGACUGGUGCCUGUGUUUGUUUUUUUGUUUUUUUUUAAACCUUUAUAAAAACCUUUUGGUCUACUUCAUGCUUGUUAUUCUGCAGCUGAAAUUUUCCUUUUUAAGUUAAACAGCUUACAGCGGGCAUCAACGAGAGUGGCUCAGACUGUAGUUUUGACAUCCAGCUGUGGGUGAAGGAUUAUUGAAUGAUGCCAACAGAAACUUGGAUCAUAUUCUCAGUUUCUUUCUCUAAGGCGUUGUGUACCUGAGGCCAACAUGGAUCCUCGUAUUGCUUAAAUGGGAUUGUUUGACCCACUUGUCACAUGUUGUUUUCCUUUGACAGCGAAGUUAUAACAACUUAUCUAAACUUGUUUAUAGUAAAAAGGAAUAUCUAGAUAUUUUACUGGAAGGUUUACAAGCACUUUGUCUCCUCUUACAUGUGAGUCGCAAGGGAUGACGAUGAGUUUAGUCAUCCAGUGCAUUUAAAGAGCUGAGACCUUUUUUAGCAUUUAAAAACAUUUUUUUCUUAACUACGCCAUGCAGUAAAGAAUACAAUUCGUCUCACUCAUGAAGUGACUAAAAAAUGUCACUGAAUGACUGUAAUUACAGGGAGGGUAAUAAAAUAGAUGGCUUUGCGUCAGAUUUAAUGUAGUGAGACUUUAUGGUUACUCUUCUAUCAUCAAGGCCUGACCACAAUUUUGGCUGAAACAAAAAUGUUUUAACACUAGAUAAUUUUUAAAGUAAUAACCCGAGCAGAAGACUGGAAUAUAUUGAAGUACACAAGCAAAGAAACCCACUUCAUCAAGUCAAUCAGUCUGCUACAUUUACUGCCGUUCCCCCUUGAAUAAAAAUCGAUACGUUCCAAUUUUGAAUAACUUUUCUAUUGGUGACACCUGUUACUUGCUUUUACUACUUCAUUAGUCUUGUGAAGCAUGAAAACUAGAAGCUGGCCAAGCUUUUAAAAAAGGUUUUCUGGGUGUCUUAGGUGGAGUUUGACCAGUAAGGGAUCUUUUCAGGUCAGAGUUUCAUGUCCAGCUCUGGCACAGUGUUUGGUCAGAUUUGUCAACAGUUGAAUAUGAUGGUGAAAUUCUUCUUUGUAGCUCUGUCAGUGGGCAACAGAACUUUACAUCAAAUGAAAUAAAAACAUUUUCAUACA
Micropterus dolomieu (smallmouth bass) is the source of this 2697-nucleotide messenger RNA. It is a transcript of the gene pa2g4a, whose product is annotated as proliferation-associated 2G4, a. Bases 89 to 1264 code for a protein of 391 amino acids. NCBI's taxonomy places the organism in Eukaryota, Metazoa, Chordata, Actinopteri, Centrarchiformes, Centrarchidae. The transcript is spliced from 13 exons. The record is from RefSeq and is a predicted model, not a curated record.